Zingiber officinale is the source of this 2369-nucleotide messenger RNA. RefSeq names its product receptor protein kinase-like protein ZAR1. NCBI's taxonomy places the organism in Eukaryota, Viridiplantae, Streptophyta, Magnoliopsida, Zingiberales, Zingiberaceae. Gene Ontology annotation, biological process: protein phosphorylation. The record is from RefSeq and is a predicted model, not a curated record. Gene Ontology annotation, molecular function: ATP binding; protein binding; protein kinase activity. The transcript is spliced from 2 exons. The coding region runs from base 201 to 2234 and encodes 677 amino acids.
UCCUUCUUCUUUCUUUCCACACGUACUUUCUCUCAAUCUUCCUCGCCUGUGAUUGCGCAGAGACGUCGCCCCAAUCUGAGCGAUUGCUUCACAGUUGCCAAAUCGCCCACCAUUCUCCACCACGUUGAUCACGCUCCUGCUUCCUCCAUGAAGUGAGACGAACAGAGCCAUCACUGCUUCGUCCCCAAACCUUCGUGGCCAUGGAGUUCAGCUCCUCGAAGCUCCUUCUCUGUGCUGUUCUCUGUUUCACCUUGUUUCCCCUUCCGCUCGCCGUGAAUCAGGAGGGCGUCGCCCUGCUCUCCUUCAAAUCAUCCGUCAGAGAGGACCCGGGCGGUUCCAUGGCCUCCUGGAACGCCUCCACCGCCGACCCCUGCGCUUGGAAUGGCGUCACUUGCCGGGAAGGGAAGGUCGUCGCCCUCGCCCUCCCAAAGAGCCGGCUUUUGGGCUCCCUCCCAUCCUCCCUCGGCGACCUCCCGGCUCUCCGCCAUAUCAACCUCCGGAACAACCGGCUUCGGGGACGCCUCCCCCCGGGGCUCUUCUCCGCCGCCGGCCUUCAAAGCUUGGUGCUUUCCGGCAACUUCCUCACCGGCGCCGUCCCUCCGCAGGUCUCCGCCCUCCAAAUCUUCGACCUUUCCGACAACUCGCUCGAUGGGACCAUACCCGCUUCGAUUGCCCACUGCAAGCGGCUGAGGGUUCUCGAUUUGAGCCACAACAACUUCUCCGGCGCUCUCCCCGUCGGAUUCGGCACCAAUCUUACGGCUAUGGAGAGACUGACCCUUUCUUACAACAGAUUGAACGGCUCGAUCCCUAGCGAUUUAGGGAACCUGUCGAGCCUCACCGGCACGCUUGAUCUCUCGCACAAUGAUUUCUCCGGCCCAAUUCCGGCGAGCCUUGGAAAUUUACCGGAGCGGAUCUACGUCGAUCUCGCAUUCAACAAUCUGAGCGGUCCGAUUCCGCAGAACGGAGCUUUCCUGAACCGAGGGCCGACUGCAUUUAUCGGAAACCCUAAUCUCUGCGGACCGCCAUUGAAGAACCACCCCUGUCCUCCUCCUUCCGCCAGCCCACCCCAAUUUCCUUCUUUCCCAAGCGAUCGAUUGCCCGUGCCUGACAGAAACAGUUCGAGCGGUCUCAGCAAAAGAUCCGUGAUUGCUAUAGCGGUCGGCGAUGCGCUCGCAAUCGGCCUCAUCGCAAUGCUCUUCUUCUUCUGCUACAGGAGGGCAAUUUCUUCCAAGAACGAGGCACAAACUGAGAACAAAAAAGGGGGCCUUUGCUGCGGCAAAGACGGAUCCGAGGUUUCCGCAGAGAACGUCGAGCAAUUCGAUCUCAUACCGCUAGACAAGCAAGUGCGUUUCGACUUGGACGAACUCCUAAAGGGAUCUGCUUUUGUGCUGGGGAAGAGCGCGAUUGGGAUGGUCUACAAGGUGGUGCUGGACGACGGCCUCACACUCGCAGUGAGAAGGUUAGGCGACGGCGGAUCGCAGAGGUUCAAAGAUUUCCAAACCGAGGUGCAAUCCAUCGGCAAAGUGAGGCAUCCCAACAUCGUUCAACUAAGAGCUUAUUACUGGUCGGCCGACGAGAAGCUUCUGAUAUACGACUUUAUUCCGAACGGCAACCUCGCCGGUGCAAUUCACGGAAGUUCAUCGGAGCUGAACUUUGCACCACUGCCAUGGAUCGUUAGACUCAAGAUCAUGAAGGGCGUUGCAAGAGGUUUGGCCUUCUUGCACGAGUUCAGCCCCAAGAAGUAUGUCCAUGGGGAUCUUAGACCCGGUAACAUACUCCUCGGGUUAGAUAUGGAUCCAUACAUAUCUGACUUCGGGCUCGGGCACCUAGCCAACAUGGCCGGAAAGGCUAGCGAACCCUCAAUCGCUUCAUCUAGUCCUGUCUGGAUCGAUAAAUUGUUCUACCAAGCUCCUGAAGCCUUGAAAUAUCUCCGGCCGUCGCAGAAGUGGGACGUGUAUUCGUAUGGCGUGAUGCUACUAGAAUUGAUUUCUGGAAGACCCCCAUCUGUUGUAAUGGAUACCUCAGACAUGGAUUUAGUUCGGUUUGUUCAGGUUUCGAUCGAGGAGAAGAGGAGCCUGUUGGAUGUCAUAGACCCUUACUUGACGCGAGAACUCGAAAGAGAAGGUGACAUUACCGCAGCCCUCAAGGUCGCAUUAGCCUGCGUGCAGUUCAAUCCCGAAAACAGACCCUCAAUGAGGCACGUCCUCGACUCGUUGGAGAGCUUGGCAAGCUAAGGUGAAGAAUGUAUGUUGCUCCCUCUCCUUGAGCUAAAGCAGUGAUGGUUCUUUAGAAUGAUCUUUGUAGAAUGAUGCAUCAAGAAAAUAAACUUCUCUCUUUGUAGUUGAAAAUGCAAGCCUACUUUGAGACGA